Messenger RNA from Salvelinus namaycush (lake trout), 6327 nucleotides. Its product is annotated as MAX gene-associated protein-like. Gene Ontology annotation, molecular function: protein dimerization activity; DNA-binding transcription factor activity, RNA polymerase II-specific; RNA polymerase II cis-regulatory region sequence-specific DNA binding. NCBI's taxonomy places the organism in Eukaryota, Metazoa, Chordata, Actinopteri, Salmoniformes, Salmonidae. Gene Ontology annotation, biological process: regulation of transcription by RNA polymerase II; positive regulation of DNA-templated transcription; cell fate specification. Gene Ontology annotation, cellular component: nucleus. The coding region runs from base 1 to 6306 and encodes 2101 amino acids. The transcript is spliced from 22 exons. The record is from RefSeq and is a predicted model, not a curated record.
AUGAUAAUAACCAAACAAGGCCGGAGGAUGUUCCCUUAUUGCCGCUUUCGCAUCUCUGGUUUGGAGCCCUUCCAGAAGUACACUCUGCUCAUGGAUAUCAACCCUGUGGACAACAAACGUUACAAGUGGACUGGGCAAGACUGGCAAAUGAGUGGAAAGGCAGAGGGCCAUUUGCUGAGACGGGUUUUCAUCCAUCCAGACUCUCCGUCUUCUGGUCACCAAUGGAUGCAGAACCCAGUGUCAUUCUACAAGCUUAAGCUCACUGACAACACGAUGGACCAGGAGGGCAAUGUAAUUUUGCACCCAAUGCACCGCUACUUACCACACCUGCAUUUGGUCUCAGUUGAAACGGCUACAGAGGAUAUUCAGCUCAAUGGGCCUGACGUGAUAACCUUCACCUUUCCCCAGACUGAAUUCUUUGCUGUAACAGCCUUCCAGAAUGUACGCAUGUCUCAGUUUAAAGCAGACUUCAACCCUUUUGCAAGUGGACCCAACUCCCAGGCUCUAAAGCUGGAAAUGAGUCCCUCCAAUGAGUUGAAGAAGGAUGAAACCAGAUCUCCCAUUGAACUCAAGCCUGUGAAAGGCUUGAAUGGCCUGAAAUCUUUGAUGGCGGCAAAACGCAGAUCUAAAGACACUUCAACAGUAGAUAAAGGACUCCUGAGCCCUGAUGCUCAAAAUGUUUCCCUUGCAGAUGGUCCUAACCCAUUGUCACCAACCCCAUCACUGGCCGACCUCACUAACUUUUUCUCCAUCGCCGAAGAGCUUGAGAUAACUGAAGACUUUUCCAGCAGUGAGGCACCUCCUGUCCCAAAUGUCGCCAUGCAGUCCAACCUGGAGGAAGUUGAGGAGCAGCUGUUCGUCUCUUUCACCUCCAAGGAAGCACUUGAAGUCCACCUGGGAGAGCCUGCACUUUGUGAGACGACGACUGCGCAACCUCAGAAACCCCCAGAGGCGACAGAGAAUGUUGGACUGAAGAUGAGUUUACUGGAUCCCACUCUGGUCAUUGACCUGCAGUACCUAGGGGUUCGUCUACCUCUACCCUUUUUAUGUCCAGAACCAAACUCUCCAGGGUUGGCAUCUUCUCCAAGUGGUUCAGUCCCCUUUGUUUCCAGGACAGGCAAGACCACAGACUUCACCCAAAUCAAAGGCUGGAGAGAUAAGUUUGUCCCCUCGGACUUGCCAUCAUCCUCCAAGCCUGAAGGUUGCCCAAGUUCAGAUGUGGUCCCAAAGAACUUGUCGGCCUUCUGCAGUGACAUGUUGGAUGAGUACCUGGCUAACGAAGGUAAACUCAUUGACGAGCGCGCUGCCAGUUUCACCCAGACCACCGUCGUCACCCCUGUGGUCUACCAGCUGCCCACCAAGAGCACCAGCUACGUCCGAACCCUAGACAGUGUGCUGAAGAAACAGGCACCGGCACUUUCUUCCACCUUUGUCCCCCCAUCCAAAAAACCCAGACUGCCCCUCACAUCCAAAGGACUUAAAACAUCUGAGAAAAGGCAACAAAAACAACUAUGUUCAAAGCAGAACAAAACUAAACCAACUUCUGCAAUAACCCCAACACCAUUGCCCACUGAGCCACCACCACUGUUGAUGGAUCAUUGCGCCCCCAUCACCCACGAUAACACAAUUGAAACUAUAAAAAGGAGACAGAGGAAGCCAAGGGUCAAGACUCCUCCACCAGCCCAUGACGCUCCUGUGUCCAGGCCAGAGGUAGAAGAGCCACCUCCCGCUGACCUGGCUCCUGUGGAAGAGGAUGACUCGGACCCAGAGCCACAGCCUGCUGCCGAGACCAAGGUUGUGGUUCCUGGGCUGACCAAGGCCCUGCUCCGACAGAGGGAUUUGGAGGACAGGGUUGUCUGGGAGGGCAAGCAUCGCACCUGCAUCACAGACAAGAGGGCGACGGUCGCCCUCACCUCCCUCUUCACCUCAACGGGCUUUGUUUGUGAGAACCCUACAGCUCCUAUUAGGAUCAUAAAGCGCAGGGCUCCACCCUGCCUCAAUGCGUUCUGUCGAUUGGGCUGUGUAUGUGCCAGCCUGGCACAGGACCGUCGUAUUACCCACUGUGGAAAGAUUGAGUGCAUCUUUGGCUGCAGCUGCUUCAGGCAGAAGGUGGUCGUCCUCAAGAACUUAAAAGGACCAGAUUCCAAUGCGUCAGAGGGCCUGUCCAAGAAGCGGGGGAGAAAGUGGAUGAGGAUGGCAUAUACUCUCAGGGAGGCUGAGACGGUAUCAGAACCUGCUCCGCGUGUGAGAAUGUUGUGGAAGCAGAUGGAUGGAGAGACGGACCUGGAGCCCCUCCGCGCCCCAAAACCGGUCUACCUACCACAUCUUCCACUACAGGAAGAACCUUCAGUGGUGAGCGAGGAAGGAGGGACCAUGACAUGUGCCAGAGUGCGUGCGUUUCAAAGCAAGAGCACAAACCGACCUGAGGUCAUUGACGACCACUGCAAACCAAUAGACUCUGCACCAGUGAACCCUUCCAGUAUGUCAGAUAAGUCGUUGUCCUGCCAUGGUCCCAAGUACACGGAGCCCUCCAAGCGUCUGGAGAUCUUGUCUAAGUGUAAGUGGAGGAGCCUGGCGGACAGGAACCUGGUGCUGAGAAUUGUGUGUGAGCACAUGGCCAAGGACCACCUCAACAACCCCUUCUGGGUCAAAGGUUACCUCAUAAAACCCGUGUCUCAGACCCUGAGAAAUGAUGGCGAAAGCUGCUCCGUCCACUACAAAGUACUCGUCUCUCAGGUCCCGAAACCAGACGAAGUGGAGGAGGAGAAUGGUGAGGAGGAAGAGGUAUGGAUGGGAGAGGAAGAUGAAGAAGAACUAAUGGAAGAGCAGAGAGAGGAGGAUAAAAAAUUGGAGGAAGUACCUGUCGUGGAGGAAGUACCUGUCGUGGAGGAGGUACCUGUCGUGGAGGAGGUACCUGUCGUGGAGGAGGUACCUGUCGUGGAGGAGGUACCUGUCGUGGAGGAGGUACCUGUCGUGGAGGAGGUACCUGUCGUGGAGGAGGUACCUGUCGUGGAGGAGGUACCUGUCGUGGAGGAAGUGGACAACAAGGCUGUGGGGCGUAGAAAGGAUCUGAAAUGGCAGGGCCUGCCUUUCUUAACAGGAAUUUCUCCUUCUGGCCUCCUUACUGGCAACCUUAAGCUGCUAGAAAUCUCAGACCAGGAACUUAUCACGGUGAAUGGCAGGUCCUACCCCCAUGCCAAGAUACAACUGGGCAUGAUGGGAGCCAUGCACCCAGCCAACCUUCUUGCUGCUUACCUCACGGGCAAGUUACGAAGGCCUGCCUGUCUAAAGCGGUCUAUGGCGGCCUCCUCCUCCGUCCCAUCACAAAAACACCCCUCAGAAACUCCUAAAGGUGCCACAGAUACAAAGUCCUCUACAGGACAACCAGCCCAACUGGCAGCCACUUCUACCACCAUGGUUACCACAAGUGUUCCCUCUACCACUCCAGUUGCUGCUGGCCCCAAGUUAAUUGUGGUAGUGAACCCAGGUGCCAGUCUCUCUCAGGGGGCUCAGAUGGCGCAGAACACCGUGACUGCUGCUGUGCGGAUUCAGAUUGCCACCGUGGUCUACCCAACCAAAACACCUAAUGGGAGGGGUGGCGCCGCAGCCCUGUUAUCUGCAGUGUCUGUUAGCUCCAAGGCCCCCUCAGCACCAAGACAUUCCACAGACCCCCCUCUCGCGCCGGGUCAGAGAAUGGUGCUGCAGCCGGUAAGGAACACCUCAGGGAACACCCUAUACCGGAACCCCAACGGACAGCUGUUCCAGCUGGUUGCCCUCAGCCAGCUGCAGGCCCUUAACCCCAACCUUGUCAUGCACAACAAGGGUGGGAUGAUCAGUUUAACCAUGCCUGCGUGCUUGACCACCACGAACAGCUCCACCUCCUCUCUCACCACAUGGCAGAGCAAGGGCCCUGGUAGCUGUGCUUCCACCGUCAGUACUGUCCCCCUUGUCACUUUCCCAAAGACCCAAACUGCAUCCAGCACCACUAUCACCGCCCCUAAAACCACCCCAUGUUACGUUAGUCUCUCACCCACCGUGACAAAUGGCGGGACAUACACCUUGGAGAUUGUUCCUCAGACAGGCAACAAGGAGCCCAUCAUCAUCAAGUGUCUGACGGUGCCAGCUCAGGGCUCCUCCAAGGUGAUGCCUGUAGUAGGGGGUGUUACUGUGCUGCAGCCUCACCCGGAAACCACAGUAAUUACUGUCAAAUCCCCAACAAAGAUGGUUACGAACACAGGUGUCAAAGCUGACAAUAUCUCCACAGUGACCUCCAAUGUAGACUCUAAUGUAGUCUCUGAGGUGUAUAGUUGGAUGCGGCCUUGCCAGAAAACCAAAACGCCUCCUAAAUCCACAAAACCCCCUAAAGGACCCCAGUUUAAAUUUAUAAAAGCUGAUGCUAUCUCCCCAGCGGACUGCAAUUUAGACCCUAAUAUCCAGCCUGAGGUGUUUAGAGGGCUGCAGCCUCCCCCGAAACCCCUCAACCCCCCUAUAACCCAGGUCACAAAGACAGGGAUCAAAGAUAACACCAUCUCCACAGCAGACUCCAAUCUCCUUACUAAGAUGGUUCAUGUUGAUGACCCCUACCAGACAUGGACAGGAAGACCGAAGAGGAAGGAGGUGGAGGACCUGGUGGAGGAUGAGUACGAUUUGGAUGAGAAGAUGGACAACUCAUCUGACGAGACAGAUUCUGACGAUUCAAGUGUUAAUAAAGAGGAGCUCAUCGACGUCAUCAGUAAGCAGCUGAAGCACAACGUGGAGGAGAGGCAUCGCCGUUUUGAGCUCCAUGGGUGCUUCCAGCGGCUGAGAGAGACACUGAAACUUGCCCAAAAAGCUGCGAAAGUGUAUAUCCUUAAAGAAGCAACAGAGGAGAUCCAAAUCCUGACUAAGAAAAGUACCGACGUGGAGAAGCUAAGGAGUUCACUGACCCUGGAGAGAGCAGCUUAUGUCAAGAAGAUGUCCCAGUUAACUGGUAAUAAUGGACACAGCUGUAACAUUUCAACAUUCAACCAACAUUCAACCAACAUCUUUCCCUCCACAGGAGAGUCUGAGAAGCAGAUCCUGAGGAACAUCCAGUAUGUUUGUUCCCAGCAGAAGAGUGAGGAGCUACUCGUCAACAGGAAUAUGCAAGGAGUUCCCAAAGUCUCCUCUGCUGUCUCGUCAUCUUCAGCUGUCUUGACCUGCAGUGAGGCCAGGUCGAGACCAAGACCAAGGCACAUGGGAGGAGUGACAGCAGAAAAGGAGGACAGGGAGGAGGUGAUGGAGGUGGUAGACCUUCUGGAGGACACGGAGGAGGACAGGGAAGCGGUGAUGGAGGUGGUGGACCUUCUGGAGGACACGGAGGAGGAGAAAACGGACAACUCCUCGGAUGAGACAGAGGAUUCUGCCAAUGAUGACGACAACAAUGUUGAAGGGGACGUCAUUAACAUCAGUGAUGUUGAAGAAAGUGCGGUAGAGGAGGAGGCUGUAGACAUUGAGAGUGUGGAAGACAAUGCACAGAUGAGCACCACUUCACAACUGAAGGCAAAAUAUGCUAAAGAAGUGGAAGGAGAAAUAGGACCCAAAUUAAGAGACCAAAAACAAGUCUUUGACCUGAGAGACAAAUGCAAGCGCCUUGAAAAACUGAAGAGCGGGCUGACCAGGGAGAGAGCUGGUGAUAUUAAGAAAAUCUCAAAGAAAUCUGGAAAGACAGAGGAGCUCAUCAUCAGGAAACCGCAGGACAUCUCGACCAAACAGAAGGACAUGGACAUGGUGUUCAAAAGGAAGUGGAGAGGGCCGUCCUCAAAAGCGUCCUCAUCAUCGGUCUCACCCAAUAAAACAAUUUCACUCAGGAGCACUCGACAGCCUGAGCCAAAGUCCCUGGCACCCGGCCUCAAGUUAAAGGUCGUAGCCACCCCAGUCCCCCACUCUAUCCCCCAAAAGCCUGCACCCCAACGACCCAAGACAAGGCCCAUCAUCACACCACCUUCCAGUAAACACCCCUCAAUGUGGCGUUCGCCGGGUGAAAGGACCAGACCGAACAUCCUGUCUCGCAGAAAAAUACAGACUGCCCCAGAUUCCCCACCAGUUCAUGCUGGGUUUCUCCCUCAAAUGCUGUCUAUAGUGGGUGGAGUGAUCACAUCUCAGCAGGUGAUCGCCAUGCAGUCUGCCCGUUCUAUGCUGCCGGUAGGACGCGUCACUGGAAUCGAAAUGCAACAGUCUCAAACACCAGGUGUCGCUUCGGUCACCAUCAUUAUCCCCUCAAUGUCCAAACCUGACGUCUCUCCUCAACGAGAUCUUCAUCCUCAACCAGCAGAUUACCACAGAUAACAACAGCAGCCCCUGAGGUCC